GACUAGAAGUAUGUCAUACGUAAAUGAAAAGUUGGCUAUAGCAGACUAUAACGAAGUUAAAGUUAAGUUGACAAUGGUCGAAGAUAUAUAUAAAAAUUAUCUUGCUUUACUUGACGAAUUUGACAACUUCGAAGUUCCGGAUCUGGACCCUUUCAUGGAAAAAUUCGAAGAAGACUACAUUACCAUAAAAGGUAAACUAGAAAAAACUAUCGAAAAACUCUCUAAUAAUAGUGCUGUUCCAGGUUUUAAAAGACAGUGUACAACUGAAUCUGGUGGUAGCGGUAGUUGUUGUUCUUCUUCGAAAGCUACGAUUAAGUUACCAAAGUUGGAGUUAAAGAAAUUUGGUGGUAAUCUACUUGAAUUCGAAUCAUUUUGGUCUUUGUUCAACUCAGCUGUGCAUGAUACCGAUUUGAAAGCAACUGAUAAAUUUACCUACCUGAGAAAUAACCUAGUAGGCGAAGCUGAAUUAUUGUUGAAAGGUAUGGGUACCACUGAAGCAAACUAUCCGAUCGCAUACGAAAUGGUAAAAAAGAAGUUUGGUAAUAAAAAGAAAUUAAUUGAUUUAUUAUACGAUAAUUUAACGAAAAUUCCAAAAAGUAACAAAUGGACUAAAAAUUUGCGAAAUACUUAUGAUAAUAUUGAAUCGAAUUUACAUGCUUUAGAAGGUGUAGGUGAAAAUAUUCAAAACAACACCAUACUGUAUUCGAUGAUUAUGAAGAAGUUUCCGUUUGAUAUAAUUAUGAAAGCCGAUUUGGAUGUUGCAAGUAACGAUUUAUCCGAAUUGAGGCAGAAAGUUGGCGAAUUGAUAUGGAAACAAGAGCAAUAUUGUGGUACGAAUUGGAGUGAGUCAUCCGAUAAUAAUCCUAAUAAAAAAGAUUUUUUCAAAGGUACUACAGAGAGCUUGAUAACUGGUGAUAGAAAACCGAGUAAAAAAUGUAUCUAUUGCGGUGAAACGUCACAUUAUUCCGAUGAAUGCAGCAAAAUAACAACAUUGGAAGACCGAAGAAAGAAAUUGAAUGGUCGUUGCAUCAUUUGUUUGAAUCCUGGUCAUCUCGCUAAAGACUGUACGUUAGUAAUCCUGAACCAACUGAAUCUUUACUAAUGAAAGAUCAAGAAGGUAAUCUGUUAGCAGCCACAAUCAACGUUGGUAAUGAAAGUCGUGUUCAGAAAGUUACCUCAAUUUUGGAUAGCGGUUCAAGAAGAUCGUACAUUACUACAAGGUUGGCCGAUAAAUUAAAAUUGAAGCCUCUUCAUUAUGAAACGAUUAGAAUUUCUACGAUUUGUUCCGAAGCUCCUAGAGAAAUUUCAACUAAGGUCGUUAGUUUAGAUAUUUUUACAAAUGAUGGUGAAAAAAUAAAAAUCACUGCAAAUACGAUACCUAACUACCUAAGAUUAUUAAUCGAAUAAAUCACCACGAUAUGAAGUUAGAUUCCAGAUUUGCGAGAUUGAAAUGGUAGAAAACCUAUGGAAAUUAGAUGCGAUUGGAAUAGAUGAUUCAACCUCAGUGGAGGAUAUCGGCGAUGAACUUGCGGUAAAAAGUUUUUAUGAUAAUAUAGAAUUGAUAGAUAAUCGUUAUGAAGUAGCUUGGCCCUGGAAAGAGUACCCUCCUGAUUUAAAAUCGAACAAAGAGCUCGCCUACGGUCGUUUGAAAUCUCAGAUGAGAAAAUUUGAAAAGAACAAAGAAUUAUUCGAUGAAUAUGACAAAGUGAUCAAAUACCAAGAGUCUCAAGGUAUUAUCGAACGAGUCGACGAAUCUAUCAACGAUAAAGAAGAUUUGGUUCAUUAUCUACCACAUCACGAAGUACUGACACCAGGUAAAAGUACCAGUUUACGAGUUGUUUAUGACGGUUCUGCAAAGUCUCGAAAAAACGAUAAACGUUUAAACGAUUGUAUUUUUCGUGGUCGCGUUCUUUUGGAAACUUUAUGCGGUUUGAUUUUGCGCUUAAUGUUGAGAUGUUUUGUAUUAACUUCGGAUAUUGAAAAAGCAUUUUUGCAAAUCGGUUUAAAAUUACGUGAUCGCGAUUUUGUUAGAUUUAUUUGGUAGUAAUCCAAAGUAUUUGUUAUUGUUUUCAUUGAUAAAUAAAUAGAGUUACGGAAAAGGUUCGUUUUUGAAGCGAUUAGAAAUUAAUCGCCCUGUUCGUUGAAUUCCU
Planococcus citri (citrus mealybug) is the source of this 2150-nucleotide messenger RNA. RefSeq lists its product as uncharacterized. The coding region runs from base 11 to 1102 and encodes 363 amino acids. The transcript has 2 exons. Gene Ontology annotation, molecular function: zinc ion binding; nucleic acid binding. The record is from RefSeq and is a predicted model, not a curated record. Lineage: Eukaryota; Metazoa; Arthropoda; Insecta; Hemiptera; Pseudococcidae.